GUAUUGACUGCCAGUGGAUGAACGCACUGAAAAUGCACCGUGUGACCAGCAGCCCUUCUCUCCAACAUUCCCGUCCCCACAGCCCCAACAACUUAACCCAUUUCUUACCCUACCUUCACAAUCAAGACACUUAUGCUGCUGCUGUGAGGCGGACUUCAGUGCCCACUACCUAUCAUAUUACCCCGCUCAUUCAGUCAAGGAGCUCAUCGCCAACAACCUAUUUAUCAUCUUUACAUCUGAAUUCCAAGGGAAGCAGCAGUUCCAGUGCAACGUCAACUUCGGAUAGUCCACCGGAAAGGGGCAGUGGCUCCAAAACCAGAAACAGAAAUAACUAUCAUAGCAGCGUCUCUCCUGGAGGGGUGGCAGCUGGAAAGCGUUUUGUAAGAAACCCAACUGCUCCAGGGACACUGAGAAAUGCUGGGAAAUAUUCUAGAUCUUCCCAGUCAACCUUCAAUCAAUAUCAACAUCUGCCAAGGACGCAUGAGAGAAAACACCCUCAUUACCCACAGCAGCAUAAAUCAAUACCAGGGAUGCCCGUGAAAACUGAAACAGAAGAAGAAGAGGAAGAAAGCAAAGUCAGCGAAGGCGGGUGGGUGAAAGUCAAUUAUUCAAAGAAAUCUAACCGACACACUGUUGGCAAACCAAACAAAGAGAAACCGAAAGGCCCUGAAAUACUUCAAAGAAAAUCCCGUUGAUGCUUUUUUCAGAAAUAGGUUUUUAUUUUUUAUUGCACAGAGCACUGACUUUCCACGGAGAAGGUUUGAAAUUGUUCUUGAAAUAACUGACAAACGAAUGUGAGAAUGGGGAGCCUGCCGUAGAAAUCCCCUGGGAAGAAGGACAUUAGCGCAGCCUUGGGUUCUGUUGGAGGCUUUUUUAGCACAUUAUAAGCCUGAUGUAGUCUUCUCCUGGAAUCAAAGCACAAGAUGUUAAUUCUCCCUUUCCUAUGAAACAACACUGCCAAAGCAUCUGACAACAGCUGGAUAGCAUUCUUGUGCCUGGAAUAAGUUAUCUUAGGGACCAAGAAGGACUAAGGACCCUGCCUACACCUCUGGCGUCUGAGACUCCACCAAAAUGGUAGAGUUAAUCAGGUGCAAAAGGUUCUGUUUUUUUUUUUUUUAGUGUGUCUACUUUUAAUCAGGUACAUUUUACUUAAGUCUAGUAUUUCCAUUAGCAUGAUAUUCUAGUUCACCGUUCUUUGUUAUUUCCGAUACUCUGAUCCAGUAUUGAUACAAGGACAAAAAAAAGUGCUUAAACCUAUGAACGGAAAAAGAAAUGACUGCAAAAGUUAUCCUUUCCAUAUUUUGAGUGCUUGAGGUUGUCUAAUGAAUUAUUUUCUCCUUGGCUUGAUUUUGUAGCAGCACCUUCAAGGUACUAUAUCAAUCCUCCAUUUAUCAAUAAGCUCCAAUCUACUGCCAUUGGAAUUAUUCCUAUGGUUUAAGGAAAAGUGUAACAGCUUCUACAAAGAAGCAAAAUAAUAUAAGAAAAAAGGCCAAAUUAUUUUUGGUACAACUAUUUAUUAACCUAAGGUAAAACUCUUAUUCAUGGUAUUUAACAAUAGUCUGUGUGUUGUCUUUAGGUAAUAAAAAGAAACAUAAUACUUAUAUGUAUGCAGUAUUUUGCACUUCCAAUGAAAUUGAAUAUUUGUUGGGCAUACCUGCAAGAAAGCAAAUUCCAGGAGGUUUUACUUGAAAUAAAGAAUUAGGUGGUAUAAAAUUAAUUAAUUUCUCCAAUUACAAUUUUCAAAAAAAAAAGACAUUACAUUAGAUUCUAGUUAGAUAAAUGAAACCUAACUCCUAACUUAACUUUUUGAAUUAUAAGGAAAGGAAAAGGUUUUAAAAAGUGUUGUUUACAGUAAUUUGAUACUUAGCUGAGGAAAUAAGGAAUAAAUGUAUCUUAUUUAACAUACCUUGUCCAUUUUUUCAUGUGGUAACAGAUUUUUAAAGAUAGCAAAGUAAACCAUUUCAUCCAGCUGUAAAACUAGAGGUCUUUUCUCCAUUCAAGGAGCUAUUUCUUUGAUUGGCUCAGUUCUCCUAUUUCUAGGAAGAAGAGUGGUUUCCUAGGGGUAGUGCAGGUGCUUCCUAUUUGUUCAGCAAAUUAUUGGGGGUGAGCUUUAUGGAUGUAUUUAUUUAUUUACUAGAUGUAUAUGGCCGUUCCCUCUCACAUAGGCAACGCUAGGCAGCUAACACGAUAAAAAUGUCAAUACAAUAAGGAUAAAUAAAUUACACGAAGCAAAAGAAGAAUGUCCAUCAAGUGCAAAGCAGUCAAUAACAAAGAGAUUCAGCUGACAGGCUCAACCCCCUCCCAACCCCCACACUUGAGAGAAAAACUGUAUUUUAAGGGUUUUAUGAAAGGCUAGUCGGGUUGGGGACAAUUUAAUCAACACUAUAUAAAAGCUCUCCUGGUUAUGGCUGCCACUUGUUCCUUAAACAGGAGCUGUGAGAUCAGGGAGACCCCAAAACUGUGCACUGAUUUUGACAGUAGUGCAACUCCAUCUAGGACUAAAGAAGGAAAAAUCACCGGGUCCAGCAGGCCCUAAAAACAGAAUGGAUAGAUUUGAAAUCUGUUCUUCCCCAUCCGGUUGUCCAAAGCCUCCAGUUACCAAGACAGAAUCUUCACAGCAUUACUUGGGCAGCCUAAGACCAAAGAUAUACAAAUAGGUAUCACUAGCCUUCUGACGUUACUUCACCCCAUAUGUCUGAAUGACCUCAUCUAGAAUCUUUAGGUAAAUGUUAAAGAAAUGUGGGGAGAAAGUCAAGCCCUGAAGAACCCUGCAAAAAGGGUCAUGGACUUGACAUCUCCCCAACCCAUUAAUACUCACUGGAAUUUAUUCUAGAGGAAGGGAGUAGAACCUACAAGACCAUGUCCCCUGAAGGAUAGCAUGACUAAUAGUAUUGAGAGCUGUAGAGAGAACAAGGAGAGUCAGGAUGGCUACACUAACCCCACUUAUUAUUUAUCACAUUUCUACUCUGCUCAUCUUAGCCCUUGCAAGUUCUGUUUAUUGUCUUUAAAUUCAUGAAGCUCUGAACUCACGAAAAAGCAGAUUAAGGGUUGAAAGAAAAAAGAGAGAAAGAAAAAAUUAUAAAUAAUUGAAAUAUAGCUGAGAGAUGUUGUUCUUAUGUGUUGGGGCAACUACCAUCAGAAUUUAUAAACUUGCUAAGGUUGAUUAUCAAAAUGUCCAAACUAAUUCCAGGCCUCCAGGCCACAAAGAAUACAUUACACUCCCUGUGGGAUUAAGCUCACAUUCCUGUUCUUCAGCUUUACUACACUCACUACUUCAAGUCCAGCAAUAUGGUGGUGCUUGGCUCAAGCAGUUGGCCAUCACAAAGAUAUAUAUAUCCCUCUCAAAGCUCCAGUAGGUGUAUUUGUGUCAAGGGAUGAGAAUAAGGUAAGAUUUUGGCAACCCUCAUUUGCAGCCUUCUCCUCUACCCAACAUCUAGGCUGCAAUCAAUGCUAAAAGAAAGAUGAACAGUGAAACUAAUGUAUGCUGUGGUGGGUUAAGUGGGCGGAUGUUUGCAGCAUCUUAAUUAGUGAACAGGCAUGCGUUACUUGGCUGCUUUCACUCAGGAAUCUAAAUAUGGAUAAAGGGGCAGAAAGAACAUGUCUAAUUUAGCAGAAAUGUGAAAUCCCUCCAUCGCUGCAUUGCCAAAAUGAUCAGCACUGCCCCAGGCUGGCUGUUACCUUGAGCACUGCAACAUUCUAUAACCAAAGUUCAAGCAAGUUUGAUUUCAUACCAAACAUAAAUGGUUGUGGUUUCAUUUAAUCUACAGCAAAAAUAUUAGAAUUCCUGAUUCCUGUAAUCCACCUUUGAUGGUUUAGUGUGAGAGCAUUGUUUGCAUUUUUGUAUUUUAAGAAAACCCUCCCUAUUUCAUUAUUUUUGUUCUUUUCUUUUACUGUUAUAGCCUAAAAUAGCAGCCUCUUACUGCUUGGGAAUUAAUGCCUUAUAGCUCGGUCAAGCUAAUUUAUAUGCAGACUAUUAUGUCAAUAAAUCCACAUUCUUCUUCCCUGCAAGAGAAUGGUUGCGUGAAUUUUCAUCUCCAGCAACUUCCUCCAAUGUACUUGACCAUAUUUGGUGAUCAGGUAGCCUGCUUGGGGAAGAGAUCAAAACCUCCAACCAAUGACCAUUAUCUGGCAACUUGCUGUGCUGAUUUAAUGAGGUGAAGUUGCUCAGAAAGACUUUGUUCUUCCAUUUCCUCCUGUGAGAAAUCACUCAAAACAAUGACCUGUACAGGUUGCUCUUCUUGGAAGAAUUAUUCCUUCUAACCCCACAGAAACUGCAGAGAAUGAAAUUACGUCUCCUCAUCU
This is a messenger RNA of Thamnophis sirtalis, 4302 nucleotides long. The record is from RefSeq and is a predicted model, not a curated record. Lineage: Eukaryota; Metazoa; Chordata; Lepidosauria; Squamata; Natricidae.